Messenger RNA from Phalaenopsis equestris, 381 nucleotides. RefSeq lists its product as uncharacterized. The record is from RefSeq and is a predicted model, not a curated record. Lineage: Eukaryota; Viridiplantae; Streptophyta; Magnoliopsida; Asparagales; Orchidaceae. Gene Ontology annotation, cellular component: cytosol. The annotation marks the transcript as partial. Gene Ontology annotation, biological process: regulation of translational fidelity; 'de novo' cotranslational protein folding. Gene Ontology annotation, molecular function: Hsp70 protein binding; ribosome binding. The transcript has a single exon.
GAAGAGGAGGAGAAAAGAGCAGCUGAAGCUGCCUUGAAUCAGAAGAAGCAGAAAGAGAAGGAUAAGAAGCUUUUAAGGAAGGAGAGGAAUCGGUUACGUGCUCUUUCUUCAACUUUGGUCUCCAAAUCUCUGCUUAAUAUUUCCGAAGAAAAUGUCGAAAGCUUAUGCUUGUCUCUAGAGAUGGAUCAGAUUCGAAAUCUGUGCGAUAGCUUGGAGCGGAAGGAAGGAGUUGAAAGAGCUCAUUUGUUAAAUAGCGCAUUGAGUAAAGCGAAUGCCGAUGCCGCACAGCCAGAUCGAAAAUAUGAUCAAACUAAUGGCUCUUCAGUUCAUGAUGCUGGAGAAAUCAAGCCUGGAAGCAUAUUAUGCAGCGAGAAGAAGGAA